GUGUGAAACUGACAUAUCGGGACAUGUGCUCGUAGCACGAGACUGCCGUGUUAUUAUUAAUUAAAUUAAUAAAAUAACAACAAGAACGAUUUUUGAACGAGGGAAUAAAUUGUAUAACAUAAGUAUUAUGCAAUUUAUUAAUUUUAUUUUUUAAAUAUUCUGAGAAGAAAAUUUGCAGGUUAUAUAUAAGUAUAUAACCUAUUUGUCUGAGAAUUUGUGAAGUCAGUGUCUUUUUAAACCGAUUUUACAAGAUGAGUAAAAGGAAGCUUGACGAGAGCAGUGUGAUGGAUAAUGUCGAUAGAGUUCAAUCUCGUUUUAAAUCGGAUACUGGUGAAAUUCUAUCCGAAGACUUGAUGGUAUUGCCAAUUAACAUUACAAUAGAUACACUGCAAGAACUUUGUAAUGCUCUACUGCAGCAAGAGAAGUCCUUCCCUUUAGCAUUCUAUGUGAAUAAUGUAGAAGUCACAGAUACAUUGGAGAAACACGUGGACAAGGGCUUUGACGUUAACGAGCACAUUGUGGAUAUUGUCUAUCAACCGCAAGCAGUGUUUAAAGUCAGAGCUGUUACAAGAUGCACUGGAUCUUUAGAAGGACACAAAGAAGCUGUUAUAUCUGUGGCGUUUUCACCGGAUGGCAAACAUCUAGCGAGUGGUUCUGGUGAUACAACAGUAAGAUUAUGGGACAUCUAUACACAAACACCACACUAUACAUGUGAGGGACAUAGACAUUGGGUCUUGUGCAUUUCCUGGUCACCUUGUGGUUCCAAGCUUGCCUCUGCGUGUAAAAAUGGAUUAAUUUAUCUAUGGGAUCCUAACACUGGCAAACAAAUAGGAAAAGCUAUGGCAGGACACAAAAUGUGGGUGACGUCUUUAUGCUGGGAGCCUUAUCAUAAAAAUCCAGAGUGCCAGUAUUUGGUAAGUGCAUCUAAAGAUUGCGACAUACGAAUUUGGGACACAAAGAGGGCACAAACCUGUCGCGUUUUGUCCGGUCACAUGAAAAGUGUGACCUGCGUCAAAUGGGGUGGCAGUGGUCUCAUUUAUUCUGCUUCUCAAGACAGGACUAUCAAAGUAUGGAGAGCAGAAGAUGGCGUGUUGUGUAGAACUUUGGAAGGCCACGGUCAUUGGGUAAACACUUUGGCUUUAAAUGUUGAUUAUGUGCUCAGGACGGGCCCUUUUCAAUUGGAAUCAAUUACAAAUAAAACGGACAAUCCACUAGAGUACGCAAGAAAACAAUAUGAAUCCGUAGGCGAAGAGAGACUUGUGUCUGGAUCUGAUGAUUUCACAUUGUUUUUAUGGAAGCCAGAAAAAGAGAAGAAACCUAUCGCAAGGAUGACAGGUCAUCAGCAACUUAUCAAUGAUGUUAAGUUUUCGCCUGAUGGCCGUACAAUUGCGUCUGCAUCUUUUGACAAGUCCAUCAAGUUGUGGAAUUCUAAUACCGGAACGUACAUCGCUUCACUAAGAGGUCAUGUUCAAGCGGUUUAUUCAGUGGCGUGGAGCGCCGACUCUCGUCUGCUGGUCAGCGGCAGCGCGGAUUCAACCUUAAAAGUGUGGAAUAUGAAAACUAAGAAAUUAAGUCAGGAUUUGCCUGGUCACGCAGAUGAGGUUUAUGCUGUCGAUUGGUCACCCGAUGGUUUACGAGUUGCUUCAGGUGGAAAGGACAAAGUUUUGCGAUUGUGGCAAAAUUGAAGUAAUACAGAUUGAAUUACUUUAUAAAAAAUAAAAAAAAUUUUUUUCCC
Molecule: messenger RNA, 1735 nt
Organism: Linepithema humile (Argentine ant)
Lineage: Eukaryota; Metazoa; Arthropoda; Insecta; Hymenoptera; Formicidae
Gene: Nle
Product: notchless
Biological process (GO): Notch signaling pathway; ribosomal large subunit assembly
Cellular component (GO): nucleolus
Molecular function (GO): protein binding
Source: RefSeq, a predicted model, not a curated record